Messenger RNA from Phodopus roborovskii (desert hamster), 4560 nucleotides. RefSeq names its product periaxin (gene Prx). The transcript has 6 exons. Gene Ontology annotation, molecular function: protein binding. Gene Ontology annotation, biological process: peripheral nervous system myelin maintenance; regulation of RNA splicing. Lineage: Eukaryota; Metazoa; Chordata; Mammalia; Rodentia; Cricetidae. Gene Ontology annotation, cellular component: nucleus; cytoplasm. The record is from RefSeq and is a predicted model, not a curated record. Bases 247 to 4359 code for a protein of 1370 amino acids.
CUAGAGCCCCGGACCCAGGAAGCCCAGGGAGCUGGAGGUGACCCUCAGGCAGCAAGACCUCCAAGGAAGCCUGAAAUCCCUGCUCACAGCUGUGCGUCUCCUGGAGCCGGGCUUCUGUUAGGAGAAAAGACCAGCGCCCAGGAAGCGGCUCAGCGGCAGCUGCUCCAUGAGGAGCUGAAGCUGGUCCUACAGCAGAAGGAGGAAAGGAAACAGGAGCCCGAGGGCCAGGCGACUCUCCGCAGAGCUAUGGAGUCCAGAAGUCGUAGUGCUGAGGAGCUGAGACGAUCCGAGUUGGUGGAGAUUAUCGUGGAGACCGAGGCGCAGACCGGAGUCAGCGGCAUCAACGUAGCGGGUGGCGGCAAAGAAGGAAUCUUCGUCCGCGAGCUUCGCGAGGAUUCACCUGCAGCCAGGAGCCUCAGCUUGCAGGAAGGGGAUCAGCUGCUGAGUGCUCGCGUGUUCUUUGAGAACUUCAAGUAUGAGGACGCACUUCGCCUGCUGCAAUGCGCUGAGCCCUACAAGGUCUCCUUCUGCCUGAAGCGCACUGUGCCCACGGGGGACCUGGCGCUGCGGCCUGGGACGGUGUCUGGCUACGAGAUGAAGGGCCCGCGGGCCAAAGUGGCCAAGCUGAACAUCCAGAGUCUGUCCCCUGUGAAGAAGAAGAAGAUGGUGCCAGGGGCCCUGGGGACCCCUACAGAUUUGGCCCCUGUUGACGUCGAGUUCUCCCUUCCCAAGUUCUCCCGACUGCGUCGGGGUCUCAAAGCCGAGGCUGCCAAGGGACCUGUCCAGGCUGCCCCUGCCCGUCGACGUCUCCAGCUGCCUCGGCUACGUGUCCGAGAAGUGGCCGAAGAGGCCCAGGUAGCCCGAAUGGCGGCUGCUGCUCCUCCCCCGAGGAAGGCAAAGGCAGAGGCCGAGGUGGCCACGGGAGUUGGGUUCACAGCCCCUCAGCUAGAGCUAGUUGGGCCUCGGCUGCCAAGUGCUGAGGUGGGUGUCCCUCAGGUGUCAGCUCCCAAGGGGACCCCGUCAACAGAGGCAGCCAGCGGCUUUGCCCUUCACCUGCCAACCCUUGGGCUAGGAGCCCCAGCUGUACCAGAUGUGGAACCCCCAGCUGUAGGAAUCCAGGUUCCACAAGUAGAGCUCCCCACCUUGCCCUCGCUUCCCACACUUCCAUGCCUGGACACCCAGGAAGGGGCUGCAGUGGUCAAAGUCCCCACCCUGGACGUGGCAGCACCUUCUGUGGGGGUGGACCUGGCUUUGCCAGGUGCAGAGGUGGAAGCCCCUGGAGAGGUACCUGAGGUGGCCCUGAAGAUGCCCCGCCUCAGUUUCCCCCGCUUUGGGGUUCGAGGGAAGGAAGCUACUGAAGCCAAGGUAGUCAAGGGCAGCCCUGAGGUCAAAGCAAAGGGUCCCAGACUUCGAAUGCCCACCUUUGGGCUUUCUCUCCUGGAGCCCCGGCCCUCUGGCCCUGAAGCUGUCCCUGAGAGCAAGCUGAAGCUACCCACCCUCAAGAUGCCCUCUUUUGGCAUUGGUGUGGCUGGGCCUGAGGUCAAGGCACCCAAAGGGCCUGAAGUGAAGCUCCCUAAGGUUCCAGAUGUCAAACUCCCAAAAGUGCCCGAGGCAGGCAUUCCAGAUGUGCGACUCCCGGAGGUACAGCUGCCCAAAAUGUCAGAGAUGAAGCUUCCAAAGAUCCCAGAGAUGGCCGUACUGGACGUUCACCUUCCGGAGGUACAGCUACCCAAAGUCCCUGAGAUGAAAGUCCCAGAGAUGAAGCUCCCAAAGGUGCCUGAGAUGGCCGUGCCUGAUGUACACCUUCCAGAUGUACAGCUCCCGAAAGUUCCAGAAAUGAAGCUCCCAGAAAUGAAACUCCCAAAGGUGCCUGAGAUGGCCAUGCCUGAUGUACGACUCCCGGAAGUCCAGCUGCCCAAAGUGUCAGAGAUGAAGCUCCCUAAGAUGCCCGAGAUGGCUGUACCCGAUGUUCGACUUCCAGAAGUCCAGCUGCCCAAAGUGUCAGAGAUGAAGCUCCCUAAGAUGCCCGAGAUGGCUGUACCCGAUGUUCGACUUCCAGAAGUCCAGCUGCCCAAAGUGUCAGAGAUGAAGCUCCCUAAGAUGCCCGAGAUGGCUGUACCCGAUGUUCGACUUCCAGAAGUCCAGCUGCCCAAAGUGCCAGAGAUUAAAGUGCCUGAUAUGAAACUUCCAGAAAUGAAGCUUCCGGAAAUAAAACUCCCCAAAGUGCCCGAGAUGGCCGUGCCUGAUGUCCACCUCCCAGAACUGCAGCUGCCUAAAGUGUCAGACGUUCGACUGCCUGAGAUUCAAGUGUCACAGGUCCCAGAGGUGCGUCUGCCCAAGGUGCCAGAGAUGAAGCUGUCCGCAGUUCCUGAGGUGCAGAGAAGAGCAGCAGCCGGGGUGGAGCAGGCAGAAGGGACUGAGUUUAGUUUCAAGUUGCCCAAGGUGACAAUGCCCAAGUUUGGGAAGGUGGGCAAGCCCAGUGAGACAGUGACUGAGGUUCCAGGAAAACUCACGACACUUCCCUGUCUGCAGCCAGAGGUGGGCAGUGAGGUGGCCCGAGUUGGGGUCCCCUCCCUCUCUCUGCCCUCUGUGGAGCUUGACUUGCCUGGGGCCCUGGGCCUAGGAGGACAAGUCCAAGAAGCCCCCUCAGGCAAAGUGGAGAAGCCAGAGGGCCCCAGGGCGGGAGCAGGUGUUGGAGAGGUUGGCUUCCGGGUGCCCUCUGUGGAGAUUGUUACUCCACAGUUGCCCACCGUUGAAGCUGAGAAAGAGCAGCUAGAGAUGGUAGAAAUGAAAGUCAAACCCACUUCCAAGUUCUCUCUGCCUAAAUUUGGACUUUCGGGGUCCAAAGUGGUCAAGGCAGAGGUGGAGGGGUCUGGGCGAGCCACCAAGCUGAAGGUAUCCAAGUUUGCUAUCUCGCUCCCCAAAGCUCGAGCGGGGACCGAAGCCGGAGCCAAGGGCACCGGGGAAGCAGGGCUGCUGCCUGCCCUGGACCUGUCCAUCCCACAGCUCAGCCUGGAUGCUCAUCUGCCCUCGGGCAAAGUGGAGGCCGCAGGGGCUGACAGCAAGCCCAAGGGGCCCAGGUUUGCUCUGCCCAAGUUUGGGGUGAAAGGCCGGGACUCUGAAGCCGAAGUACUAGUUGCGGGGGAGGCUGAGCUUGAGGGAAAGGGCCGGGGCUGGGAUGGGAAGGUGAGAGUACCAAAGCUGAAGAUACCUUCUUUUGGGCUGUCCCGAGGGAAAGACGUAGACGUUGAGGAUGGACGGGUUAGCCCUGGGGAGAAACUGGGGGCCAUAGCCGGGCAGCUUAAGAUCCCCGAGGUGGAAUUGGUCACACCAGGAGCUCAGGAGGCAGAGGAGGUCGCCAAUGGAGUGAAAGCGGCAGGCCUGAAGGUGUCCACCACUGGGCAGGUGGUUGCAGAGGGCCAGGCGGGGGUGGUGAGGGCGCCCACACUGGGCAUCUCACUGCCCCAGGUGGAACUGACCAGCUUCCGGGAGACAGGCAUUGACAUGAUAGCCCCUUCUGCAGAGGGCACAGCAGGCUCUAGGGUCCAGGUGCCACAGGUGACACUGGAGCUGCCUGGAACCCAGGUGGCAGGUGGUGAUCUGUUAGUGGGUGAAGGCAUCUUCAAGAUGCCCACAGUGACGGUGCCCCAGCUAGAGCUGGAUGUGGGGUUGAGCCAUGAAGCCCAGGCUGGUGUCACAGCCAAGAAUGAGGGCGGAUUGAAGCUGAAGUUGCCCACGCUGGGGGCAGGGGGCAGAGGAGAGGGUACUGAGCAUCAGGACCCCGGGGCACAGCGUACCUUCCAGCUCUCGUUGCCUGACGUGGAACUCACUUCCCCAGUGAGCACCCACGCUGAGUACCAAGUGGUCGAAGGUGAUGGGGAUGCGGGACACAAACUCAAGGUUCGGCUGCCCCUGUUUGGUCUGGUGAAGGCUAAGGAAGGAACAGAAGCUGGAGAAAAGGCUAAAAGUCCGAAGCUCAGGCUGCCCAGAGUGGGCUUCAGCCAAAGUGAGUCGGUCUCUGGAGAAGGCUCUCCGAGCCCUGAGGAGGAGGAAGAGGGUAGUGCAGAAGGGGCUUCCGGUCGCCGUGGUCGGGUCAGGGUCCGAUUGCCUCGUGUAGGUUUGGCUUCCCCUUCUAAAGUGUCUAAGGGGCAAGAAGGUGAGGCAACCUCCAAGUCCCCAGUUGGGGAGAAGUCACCCAAAUUCCGCUUUCCCAGAGUGUCGUUAAGCCCCAAGGCCCGGAGUGGGAGUAGGGACAGGGAAGAAGGUGGAUUCAGGGUCCGACUGCCCAGUGUGGGGUUUUCUGAAACAGCAGCUCCAGGCUCCACAAGGGUGGAGGGGACGCAGGCUGCUGCCCUCUGAAGCCCUGGACAGAUGUGGAUUCCUCUCUUGCCUUCCCAUCCCCCAGUCCAACCCCACCCCCAUUCUGUGUGACAUUACUACUAGCACUAAUCUUCAGAGGGCUCGGAGGUGGGCAUCUGACUCAGCCAGGAGCCAGUGGCCCGUGCCAUCUCGUUAGCAGAAGUGCCUGUAUAUCAUGCCAAACUAUGUGAAUAAAAUAAU